ACAAUAUCAGGGCUCUCCGGUCCGGGAGGAGAAGAGAGGAGGGGAGGGAGAACUUGUUUGUUUCUUGGGCUAUGGCGGGGCAGGGGGAUCCGGUUCAGAGGGAGAUCCAUCAGGACUGGGCCAACAGGGAAUACAUUGAAGUGAUCACCAGCAGCAUCAAGAAGAUCGCGGAUUUCUUGAAUUCAUUCGACAUGUCCUGCCGUUCACGGUUAGCUACGUUGAAUGAAAAGCUGACAGCAUUAGAGCGAAGGAUCGAGUACAUCGAGGCAAGGGUUACCAAAGGAGAGACCCUGACCUAAGAUGAGUGCAUCUCCAGAACUGCUUGGAUUGUGGACUUGAUGUAAUCAUGUCAGUGAAGAACAAAACCAUUAUAAGUUUAUCAAACUUCUGCCUUGGACCUCCAUUCCUUUCUAUCAAAACUCUGAUCAUUCGAAGCUUUUAAAGAGAGAAUUUGAAAUAAUGUGGACUGCGAUUUCUAAUCUAUGUUGGCUCGGUCCCACAUUGAUGAAACUAGGAGCACUGAUUAAACAGGGAAUGAGUGUGGUUGGGGAAGGGAACACUGUGGGAUUGGGGGUAUUAUGCCAACUGUAUUUGUGGUGAUGUGUACCUAUUCCCCCUGCCCCCGACCCCCCCAACGUUUCUGGAACUCUGUUCUAAAUGAAAUGUAAUGAAAGCAGAGUCCAGAUUUUCCAUUUUAUUGUUUGAAUAAGAUACAACCAUUUGUAAAACUCAGUGUGCUAGCUGUCUAGCAAUCUCCUCGAUGGGAGAGUACAGUGUUUCUUAAAGACAUUACAUAUGUAACCUUUUGGGGAGGGGAGGGUGGAUGAGUAUCACAAAUAAAUGAUCAUUUUGUGGUUUA
Rhincodon typus (whale shark) is the source of this 859-nucleotide messenger RNA. RefSeq names its product BRICK1 subunit of SCAR/WAVE actin nucleating complex (gene brk1). The coding region runs from base 72 to 299 and encodes 75 amino acids. Gene Ontology annotation, molecular function: protein-containing complex binding. Gene Ontology annotation, cellular component: SCAR complex. The transcript has 3 exons. Gene Ontology annotation, biological process: cell motility; regulation of actin polymerization or depolymerization; actin filament organization. NCBI's taxonomy places the organism in Eukaryota, Metazoa, Chordata, Chondrichthyes, Orectolobiformes, Rhincodontidae. The record is from RefSeq and is a predicted model, not a curated record.